Molecule: messenger RNA, 1123 nt
Organism: Panicum virgatum (switchgrass)
Lineage: Eukaryota; Viridiplantae; Streptophyta; Magnoliopsida; Poales; Poaceae
Exons: 5
Coding region: 144-725 (193 amino acids)
Biological process (GO): regulation of cyclin-dependent protein serine/threonine kinase activity; DNA repair; regulation of transcription by RNA polymerase II
Cellular component (GO): transcription factor TFIIH holo complex
Source: RefSeq, a predicted model, not a curated record
CCCUCUUUAUCUCUCAAAUUGCCGUUCAAGGCCUACGCUUCUUCCCCUUCCUCUCCCCACUCCGAACGGGCGAACCCUAGCCACCCUGCUCACUUCCUCGGCAUUGCGGAAGCUGAUCCUGCGGUCAAGGCGGCGGAGAAGAGAUGGUGGUGGUGUCCGGCGGCGGGGGGAACGCGUGGGCAAAGGAGAUGACCAUCCGCCGCAGGAUAGCCAGCAUAUUCAACAAGACGCAGGAACAUUUCCCUACUCUGAAGGACUACAACGAUUAUCUGGAAGAAGUUGAGGAUAUGACUUUCAACCUGAUUGAAGGGAUAGAUGUUGAAGCGAUCGAAGCUAAAAUUGCGAGAUACCAAAAGGAAAAUGCUGAGCAGAUAUUUUUGUCCCGAGCGAAAAGGGCUGAAGAUCUUGCGGCUGCACUAAAAGCAAGCAGGAUGAACCCUGUAAAGACCGACGCCGAUGAUACGGCUGCUGGGAGUUCCCAGGGUAUUAGCGGUGGGGCAGGAGUUCAGGGCCAGUAUGCGCCUGCUGCUGUCCCUGGCGGGGCUCAGCCUCGUCCCACAGGUAUGGCUCCUCAACCAAUCGGCGGUCGGUCAGAUCCUCUUCAAGGAGAUGAUGAGGAGACCAGGAGACUACGUGCGGAGAGAGCAGCACGAGCAGGCGGAUGGACUAUUGAAUUGAGUAAGAGGAGAGCGAUGGAGGAGGCGUUUAGUGCCAUAUUCCUCUAGAUCUGAUCCAAAAGCAGCACCUGGCCUGGUCGAAAGCCAGUAUAUUUAAGAUGGCCUUUGAACAACUACACGAUAUUGAAUGAUCUGUAAUUUUAUCAUCUUUUGUUUAUGGAGUUCUCGCUUAGGGUAUUCAAGUUCAUAUAUCAGUAUCAAGCAAACUAGCAGUUGCAAAAGCUUACUUUCUUUGCAAGCUGGGAAUUUGCAAAUUGUUUUUCACCUUGUCAGUCUCAGGUCAUCGUGACAGUCAGACAGGUAACUGUGCCUUACUGUCACUUGUAACUGUUCCUUCGUAAGGACAGGAUAUGCUUUACUAGCCUCGCCACCUCUCGAACAUUUUUUUUGUUCAUCUGAUGUUUUUUUUAGAAUUUAGUUGAAUCAAAUACUGUGGCCUGUUGCAA